Limanda limanda (common dab) is the source of this 1387-nucleotide messenger RNA. Its product is annotated as Golgi apparatus membrane protein TVP23 homolog B-like. Bases 39 to 638 code for a protein of 199 amino acids. Lineage: Eukaryota; Metazoa; Chordata; Actinopteri; Pleuronectiformes; Pleuronectidae. The record is from RefSeq and is a predicted model, not a curated record. The transcript is spliced from 7 exons. Gene Ontology annotation, biological process: protein secretion; vesicle-mediated transport. Gene Ontology annotation, cellular component: Golgi membrane.
GUCACCAGGAAGUACAUCCUGAACCGUCCCAAUUCAAAAUGCAGAGACAGGACUCCCAGGAGGCUCCUCUGUUCGGGGAGGACUUCGACCACAGCAGACCACGGUCCUCCAGAAUCAAACAUCCUGUGGCUUCUUUCUUCCACCUCUUCUUCCGAACCACUGCCAUUUUGAUCUACCUGCUGUGUGACGUCAUCAGCAGUCGUUUCAUCGUCUCCAUGGUCGCCAUCAUCCUCCUGCUGUCAUGUGACUUCUGGACGGUGAAGAACGUAUCUGGCAGGUUGCUGGUCGGCCUUCGGUGGUGGAAUCAGGUGGAUAAAGAUGGAGGGAGCCACUGGGUGUUUGAGUCGAGGAAGGCGACACACAGUGCGAACACAACAUCCAGUGCUGAUUCACGGAUCUUCUGGCUCGGACUCAUCGUGUUCCCCAUCAUUUGGUUCAUCAUGGUGUUCAGCGCCAUCUUCUCCUUAAAGAUUAAAUGGCUGGUUAUUGUGAUAAUGGCCAUGAUAUUACAGUGGGCCAACCUGUACGGUUACGUCAGAUGCAAGGUGGGCGGAGAGUCCAGCCUGAGAAGCAUGGCAAAGAAAUACAUUGGGGUCCAGAUUUUAAAACAGGCCAUGAAGAAAGGCGAGGGACAAUAACUUGAAGAGAACGUCCCAACUAAUCUGCAGAAGAAGACUGGAUGAACACAUUGUGUUAACUUGAUUCCAGUUCAAAGGUGGCUGGUCCUUUCUGAGGGUAAAGGGGUUUUGUAUGUGUCGUUUCCUCUGAAUCAAUUGUUUGAAAACUUCAGGAAUAGUUUCCCAAGGUUUUCUGUAAGUUCCAAAUAAAAUACAGUCUAGUUGCUUGAGAGAUUUUCAGUGAUGUCUUCUACCUGCAGUUUAUUUAGUGAGGAAAUCUCACUGACAUCAAGGUGUCAAUUGCGAUCUCUGAACACAUUACGUUAACACAAGAUACCAACAAGACAACUCAGGCACUGAAAACAACCAUCUAACACACACAGAGCCAGAUGUAUUCCAGCAGUGACAUGUAUGCUACUGGAAACAUUAACAUGAAGGAGGGUGAUGUUAAAAUGUGCAAUUUUGAAGUUUUGUCUCUGUCAACAACUCAGCCUGUCGGGCAGCAUCUAUGAAUGUGAAAGGGAUAUUUUGGGGACAAAGAUAAUUUUGUAAGUGGCUGCUAAUCAAACACAGGAUGUGGAUAUUAAUACUGAUGUAGGUAUAUCUUUUUUAAAUCAAUCUGUAUUAUAACUGACCUUGCUGGGUUAUGUAGGGAGAAGGGUUUUGAAUUGGUUUUCAGAUUUGUACAAAAACUGUUUGUUUACUCAGGGCUUCUGUGUAAAUGAGACAAUAAAGUUUUUCACAUUUUUGAAAUGUGAGAUUUAUUAAUG